Porites lobata is the source of this 3498-nucleotide messenger RNA. NCBI's taxonomy places the organism in Eukaryota, Metazoa, Cnidaria, Anthozoa, Scleractinia, Poritidae. The record is from the annotation of a GenBank genome assembly.
GAUGUCCAGCACGCCCUAGGCAUCGCCUAUUACAGACUAGGAGAUUUCCGGAAAGCCAUCGAGUACCAUGAACGACACCUCAAAAUUUCGAAAGAAGUGGGAGACAGGGCAGGAGCAGGAAUAGCGUACUGUAAUCUUGGCAUGGCCUAUGACAGUCUUGGAGAUUUCCAGAAAGCCAUAGAGGUCCAUGAACGACACCUCGAAAUUUCGAAAGAAGUGGGAAACAGGGCAGGAGAAAGAAAAGCGUACGGUAAUCUUGGGGUCGCCUAUAGUCAUCUUGGAGAUUUUCAGAAAGCCAUAGAGUACCAUGAACGACACCUCAAAAUUUCAAAAGAAGUGGGAGACAGGGCAGGAGCAGGAAAAGCGUACUGUAAUCUUGGCGUCGCCUAUCGUCAUCUUGGAGAUUUUCAGAAAGCCAUAGAGUACCAUGAAGGACACCUCAAAAUUUCAAAAGAAGUGGCAGACAGGGCAGGAGAAGGAAAAGCGUACGGUAAUCUUGGCAACGCCUAUGAUAGUCUUGGAGAUUUCCAGAAAGCCAUAGAGUACCAUGAACGACACCUCAAAAUUUCGAAAGAAGUGGGAAACAGGGCAGGAGCAGGAAUAGCGUACUGUAAUCUUGGCAUGGCCUAUGACAGUCUUGGAGAUUUCCAGAAAGCCAUAGAGGUCCAUGAACGACACCUCGAAAUUUCGAAAGAAGUGGGAAACAGGGCAGGAGAAAGAAAAGCGUACGGUAAUCUUGGGGUCGCCUAUAGUCAUCUUGGAGAUUUUCAGAAAGCCAUAGAGUACCAUGAACGACACCUCAAAAUUUCAAAAGAAGUGGGAGACAGGGCAGGAGCAGGAAAAGCGUACUGUAAUCUUGGCGUCGCCUAUCGUCAUCUUGGAGAUUUUCAGAAAGCCAUAGAGUACCAUGAAGGACACCUCAAAAUUUCAAAAGAAGUGGCAGACAGGGCAGGAGAAGGAAAAGCGUACGGUAAUCUUGGCAACGCCUAUGAUAGUCUUGGAGAUUUCCAGAAAGCCAUAGAGUACCAUGAACGACACCUCAAAAUUUCGAAAGAAGUGGGAAACAGGGCAGGAGAAGGAGGAGCGUACGGUAAUCUUGGCAAUGCCUAUCGCAGUCUUGGAGAUUUCCAGAAAGCCAUAGAGUACCAUGAACGAGACCUCAAAAUUUCAAAAGAAUUGGGAGACAGGGCAGGAGAAGGAAGCGCGUACGGUAAUCUUGGCGUCGCCUAUAGUCAUCUUGGAGAUUUUCAGAAAGCCAUGGAGUACCAUGAACGAAUCCUCAAAAUUUCAAAAGAAGUAGGAGACAGGGCAGGAGAAGGAGGAGCGUACGGUAAUCUUGGCGACGCCUAUAGUCAUCUUGGAGAUUUUCAGAAAGCCAUAGAGUACCAUGAACGACACCUCAAAAUUUCAAAAGAAGUGGGAGACAGGGCAGGAGAAGGAAAAGCGUACUGUAAUCUUGGCGUCGCCUAUCGUCAUCUUGGAGAUUUUCAGAAAGCCAUAGAGUACCAUGAACGACACCUCAAAAUUUCAAAAGAAGUGGGAGACAGGGCAGGAGAAGGAAAAGCGUACUGUAAUCUUGGCGUCGCCUAUCGUCAUCUUGGAGAUUUUCAGAAAGCCAUGGAGUACCAUGAACGACACCUCAACAUUUCGAAAGAAGUGGGAAACAGGGCAGGAGAAGGAGGAGCGUACGGUAAUCUUGGCGUCGCCUAUCGUCAUCUUGGAGAUUUCCAGAAAGCCAUAGAGUACCAUGAACGACACCUCAAAAUUUCGAAAGAAGUGGGAAACAGGGCAAGAGAAGGAGGAGCGUACGGUAAUCUUGGCAAUGCCUAUCGCAGUCUUGGAGAUUUCCAGAAAGCCAUAGAGUACCAUGAACGACACCUCAACAUUUCGAAAGAAGUGGGAGACAGGGCAGGAGAAGGAAGCGCGUACGGUAAUCUUGGCAAUGCAUAUCACAAUCUUGGAGAUUUCCAGAAAGCCAUAGAGUACCUUGAACGACACCUCAACAUUUCGAAAGAAGUGGGAGACAGGGCAGGAGAAGGAAAAGUGUACAGUAAUCUUGGCAACGCCUAUCACAGGCUUGGAGAUUUCCAGAAAGCCGUUCAGUGUUAUAAGAACAGUGUUAUAGCCUUCGACUAUAUUAGGAGAAAUCUCAUAUCUAAAGACGAAUGGAAGAUUACCCUUAAAAGUACGUAUGAUCAUGUUAAUUUGAGGCUGUGGGAGCUGCAGUUUAAGGAAGGUAAAGUCAUUGAGGCACUUUUAACUGCUGAUCAAGGACGUGCACGAGCUUUAAAUGAUCUUAUGGAGUUCAAGUAUGGCCUUAAAGGGUUACAUCCAGAAAUAGAAACACUUUCUGCAAGACCACGUGACUUUGCUAGUUACUUACCACCAAAUACAGCUUUCAUGGGUAUCAGCGAGGGAGGAAUAGUUGUCUGGGUGAACGAGAAAGGAAAUCAAAUCAAAACUAGAAGAACUGAGAUUGACAUCUCCGUCACAACCUAUUUUCAGUCUCUAUUGGAGGCUACACAUAACGAAAUAGGUUUAGGAGCUGAUGUUAAUUGUGAAAAUCGUUCAUUAAGUAACCCAAGCGAUAAGAAGUUAGCAGAAGAAAGAUCAAGUAAGUCUCAUCCUUCAUAUUUUGAGACAAAGUCAUUGCAAACAUUUUACAACGUUGUUAUAGACCCUAUAAGAGACUUACUCCAGGGCGAUGAAAUUGUGAUUGUUCCAGAAGGACCUCUGUGUUUGGCGCCUUAUGCUGCUUUCAUGGACUUAAAAUCAAAGUACCUCUGCGAAACGUUUAGAAUUCGUCUGCUCCCCUCGCUUUCUAGUCUUCGAUUAAUCCAAGACUGUCCAGCAGACUGGCACAGCAAGACUGGCGCUCUUCUCGUCGGCGAUCCGUGGGUACAGGAAGUAACGACGCUAGAGCAGUUAGCGUGGGCCGAAAAAGAAGUGCAGAUGAUUGGGGAAAUUCUUCACACUGUACCUCUCGUUGGAAAGCAGGCAACAAAAGAUGAAGUUUUAAGACGUAUCUCCUCUGUAGCUUUGGUGCAUAUUGCUGCUCACGGUGAAAUGGAAACGGGAGAAAUUGCCUUGGCCCCAAACACAACGCGUUCAUCCGUGAAUCUAGCCGAGGAGGACUAUCUCUUAACUAUGAAAGAUGUUUUACAGGCGCAGAUUAGGGCAAGACUUGUUGUACUUAGUUGUUGUCAUAGUGCUCAAGGAGAAGUCAAAUCUGAGGGUGUGGUCGGCAUCGCACGAGCGUUUUUGGGUGCCGGUGCUCGUGCUGUUCUAGUUUCCCUGUGGGCGAUUGACGACGAAGCUACUAUGGAGUUUAUGAAAGUUUUCUACCAACAAUUAGUCCAUGGACGAUGUGCCAGUGAGGCCCUGAAUAGAGCCAUGAAAUCCAUGAGAGAAUCUGACCGCUUUAGCGCAGUGAAGUACUGGGCGCCGUUUGUUCUCAUUGGUGAUGACGUAACGCUCGAGUUUGAAGGCAUCCAAUAA